UGGCGGGGAAGCCAGCAAGCUGUCACUGCGGACGUAUUUAGUGUGAAGUUUGCAUCCAUUCUAGUUCAUGGAUAUCUUGCCCGGCUCGCUGUAUCAUCGCCGAUGUCUGAGUGAAACCAGAUCUAGAAUGUGUCAGUCGUUCGGAAGAAUAGAAGGCUUGAAGUUUGCGAUCUAUCCAUAUCUCCUGCUGAGCUAAAUCAAAAUGCUGCGAGCGCUCUAAAAGGAAUGUAAAAAGGUUGGGAUUCAAAUCUGGUAGGUGAAAUACUCUUCCAAUUGUCAUCAUUUUAAGAAGCGAGGGAGAGCAAGAAUAGGACGUGACAACUGAGCGCCCACGAGAGCAGACGGGAAAUCUUCCAUGAAACAGACUUGAAAAACAACUCAUUUGGGCCAGACGAGCGAUUACGCUUUCGACCUUAAAAUAUAACCGCCAUAACAAGUUAGUCGCAUCCGAUCGAAGAUAAAAGGAAAUGGUUUUUAUUAAUGAAUAAAAACAGGAUAUUUCCUUUUGCCGAAAAAAAUUCACGCUGAAACCAAACAAUAACAAGAGCGAAUAGCAAAAAGCAACAUCAGUCAGGUCGUCGUCAGGUCGUCGUCAGGUCGCCAUCAGACGGUCAUCGCGGCAAAGAGACAGCACUCUAGACCAACAGAAAGCAAUCAAGGAGUACAAACAUUUUGUUUUUCUUUUCGCGGGAAAAAUCGAAUAGCAGCAGCAGCUAAUACUAAUACGCAAAGUGAACGGUCCAGUGAGCCUAUCCAACAAGGCUCAAAUUAGCGGUACUAACAAAAAUACGAUCAGGACACGAAAUUGAACAGUGACAACAAUACAGCAGCAGCAACAUUCAUCGUCUUGGGUCGUCACAACACUAAGGAAUCACACAUCAAGGCCCCCUUGAAAAACUUGAAAACUCUUUUACCAACGUCUCUCUACUGUUCUAUUUGCACGGUAGAUAGAACAAUACCACAACUAUCCCCUGCUAUUUGCCGCCGCGGAGUUUAAAGCUAGUCGCGCGAUGAUGAGCAAUUCCACCAACUCAAGCGUGUCGCUGCAUCUGCGCAAUUUUGACUCGUGGUACGCGUGGGUGUUCGCGGUGUUGUACUGUUGCAUUAUCGUCGUCGCUUUGGCGGGAAAUAUGUUGGUGUGUGGCGUGGUGGCUGUGAACAAAGGCCUUAGAAGGUUGCCCACAAAUCUGUUCAUCGUGUCGCUGUCCGUCUCCGAUCUGAUCACCGCCCUCCUCGCUAUGCCCUUUGACGUGGACAUCCUGAUCACGGGGGGUCGGUGGGACCACGGGGAGGUCAUGUGUCGAGUAUGGACCACCGUGUACCUCAUGACAGUCCCCACCUCGAUAUUGACCCUCCUUGCGGUGAGCCUGGACCGAUACAAGACGCUCAGCGACCCGCUCAACAGGUUCCGCCGCGCGGGGAGGUUUAUGACCCGUCGCCGCGCCCUGAUCAUCAUUGCGGUCAUCUGGUUAUACUGUCUUGUGAUGUCUAUCUUACCGGUCAUCGGAGCUAUUGAUAUAAGCCCAUAUAAAAGCUUUCUGUUCUACGGCCAGUGCGUCUUCCCGCUACCUACGGCGUUCUCAGUUGUUACUUCGAUGGUUAACUUCGUUGUGCCGCUUUUACUCACUUGCGCGAUUUACGCGAAGAUUUACCGCAUCGCUCGCAGUCAUUCUUGUGGCUUGCCAUCCGCGGGCCGUGCGUCUGUCCGCAAUCCUUCCGAGCAAAAGGAGCACGUGCGGAACGUGCGCGCCGCGAAGACAAUCUCGAUGUUCGUGUGUGCGUUCUUCUGUUGCUGGGUGCCGUACUGCAUGGUGAGCGUGGUAAGCAACCUGUGUCCGGCCUGCUUCAUGACAACGCCCCCUCAUGUGUACCCCCCCUUGCUCAUGCUCGGGUAUCUGAACUCCGCGCUCAAUCCCUUCCUGUUCUCAUUCCGCAACAAGGCGUUCAAGUCUACCGUGUGGAGACUGUGGCGGAAUAUCAAACGCAGAAGGCACCCUCAUAAAUUCUUAUCCCGAAGUAGCACUCGGCAAGAAAAUGGGACCGACGUCCAGCUCAGCUCAUUGCGCAGCCGCGGAAGUACAGCGCAUGAGCCCGGGGUCAACAGCAAAACGGAGUCAGUGGUAUUCUCUAGUAGCAGCUCGCGAGAGCCGCUGAGCGUCAACGACAAAUUGCAGAUUCACAUAGAUACUGAACAUGCGCGCUGAGCCAUACCACAGGAUGACCACAAGCUACCCAUAAAUCCAGUCUCCACUAUCUACCUUAUUUGCAUUAAUCCAAGGAACGUUAAUUAAAGGGAGCUCUCCGAGAGUCAGCAGUCCACAGGAUGCCCACCAAAGCAAUCGUAUAAUUUGAUGACGUAAGAAGCCCAUAAUUGGACAUUUUUGGAAGUUUCUCUGAACACCACAGGUGCCGUUGAUUACCAGCUAACCACAGGAAGUCCAUCAUUGAUUACCAGCUAACCACAGGAAGUCCAUCAUUGAGUAACAGCUAACCACAGGAAGCCCAUCAUUGAUUACCAGUCUACCACAGGAAGCCCAUCAUUGAUUACCAGCCUACCACAGAGAGUCCAUCAUUGAUUACCAGCUAACCACAGGAAGCUCACCAUUGAAUCCGAUCAUUGAUUACCAGCCUACCACAGGACGCCCAUCAUUGAUGUCCAGCUAACCACAAGAUAUCCAUAAUUGAUUACCACUUAACCACAGGAAGUCCAUCAUUGAUUACCACUUAACCUCAGGAAGUCCAUCAUUGAUUACCAGCUAACCACAGGAAGCCCAUCAUUGAUAACCAGCUAACCACAGAAAGUCCAUCAUUGAUUACCAGCUAACCACAGGAAGCCCAUCAUUGAUUACCAGCUAACCACAGAAAGUCCAUCAUUGAUUACCAGCUAACCACAGGAAGCCCAUCAUUGAUUACCACUUAACCACAGAAAGUCCAUCAUUGAUUACCAGCUAACCACAGGAAGUCCAUCAUUGAUUACCAGCUAACCACAGGAAGCCCAUCAUUGAUUACCACUUAACCACAGAAAGUCCAUCAUUGAUUACCAGCUAACCACAGGAAGUCCAUCAUUGAUUACCAGCUAACCACAGGAAGCCCAUCAUUGAUUACCACUUAACCACAGAAAGUCCAUCAUUGAUUACCAGCUAACCACAGGAAGUCCAUCAUUGAUUACCACUUAACCACAGGAAGUCCAUCAUUGAUUACCAGCUAACCACAGGAAGUCCAUCAUUGAUUACCACUUAACCACAGGAAGUCCAUCAUUGAUUACCAGCCAACCACAGGAAGUCCAUCAUUGAUUACCAGCUAACCACAAGAAACCCAUCAUUGAUAACCAGCUAACCACAGGAAGCCCAUCAUUGAUUACCACUUAACCACAGGAAGUCCAGCAUUGAUUACCAGCUAACCACAGAAAGUCCAUCAUAGAUUACCACUUAACCACAGGAAUCCAAUCAUCGAUUACCACUUAACCACAGGAAGCCCAUCAAUGACUACAUAUAGACAAGUUUCCAACCAUUUUGAUAUGGUAAACUUAUAUGCCUUCAUAUGGAGGUAAACCAGUGAUUGUUGCAGGCGAAUAGUCGUUCAGACAAAGUAUUUCUUCCUUUUGGCAAAAUAUUUAAUGUCAUGAGAACAUGAAUCUUUCGUAUUGAUUCUGCUUACUCGGGUGUGCUCGGGGUGGAUUCGGUACUAUGUUUGUGUGAUUCGGAAUUACUCGGGUUUGAGUCGGAACUAUGUGAGCGUGACUCGGAUUUACUCGGGACGGCUCGGGUUGGAUUCUGUACUAUUCGUGUGUGACUUGGCCUUACUUUAGACGGCUCGGGGUGGAUUCGGUGGUCUCCUCCAUUUCUUUAUUGUAAAAUCAAUCACUCAAUAAGUCACAUUCAUAGAUUGCUGCACCAAGUCUGCUUUUGUGGUACCUAAGAACAGGAAGAUUACUCGGGAGGGGGGGGGGGGGGGGUGUAGCCCAAGCAAGCCUUCCCCUAGAUCUGCUCCUACCCCUCCCCACCUUGUACUUGAGUGGUCAACUCUCUUCCCUUUGACCUGUGCCUCCCGUUUCAAUAUUCCCCACCCUCCUUCUCCGCGAUUCAAUGUUCCACCACCCCUUUGAAAAGACAGUGAUCCCAGUUUUAGACGAUGGUCGACUACCAUAAUUUAUAUUUCGUGCGAUGAAAGUAGGGAAUCCGCUCCAUCACGAGGGACACUGCUAGCGGUGCGAUAGCUCUCAAUGAAUUUUUGCCUCACCGACUAUAGACGUUACUCUCUAUGAGCUUCCGUUAGCUGCUAUUUUUCAUUCUUGAAAACUAUGAGAAAGCACCCUUUUGUAUAGUCUGAUUUGAGAAAUAUUGCAAUAUUUUCCAUCAAAAUUGGUAAAUAGCGUACAUAGCUUUUGUUUUUCGAUGGUUAUCUCGAGAUUUCAUCACGUAGUUUUCCAAUAUCGAGUAAAAAUAGUGAUGAAUGUGUGUCUGUCAAGGGUUCUUUCAAACUUCCCCUUACAAAAGCAACAGGACCUAUUUGAUUCAUUUUUCGUUUGUGAACUUCUCUUUUUCGAAAAAUCACCAGAUCCAACGAGCUGUCGGCGAAAUCAAAGGUUCUCGUUAAGAUAUAGUAGACCAAUCACUGAUCUCAAAUCAGAUAAACCGAGCCCAAAUUGGUUUCCACGCUUAAAACUGAAAAAGAGAACCCAGAAAAGCAUGGGGACUUAGUAGUAGCAUAGUAUCAGAAAGUGAUAAAAGUUGUUCCUGUCAUUCGGGAGAUUUACUUACAUAAAAUAGCCAGCGGCAAAAAUUGUAAACGGUAAAUCAUUCAUUUCUGAUGAAAAGGAAAUGCUAAAAAAUGAAGUAAAAAAAAAAACAAAAAUAUCAAUAAGAAUGUGAUUAAAAUCUAGAUCGUGACUGAUUCAAUGCGUGCGCGUGAAAAGAGUUAAAAAAUAACGCGUGCGCUUGAAAACUGUUACAAAUAUAGCGAUUGCGCUUGAAAACUGUUUAAAAAAUAGCGCGUGAAAAUAUCUUAGAAAAUAACGCGUGCGCGUGAUAUCCUGAUAUCUAAAUCCCACCGCAAGGUACCCCGGGAUGCCCGAGGGAUUUAUGUGCCGCAUCGUGUUCUUAGUUUUUUUUAAGGGUAAAGGGAAAAACCUCAGAGCAGAAUCACAGGUAGGAUGGACUAAUUUUCAUGCAAAAUGCGCUACUUAGUAUGCCAUAUAAAAACAAUCCGGCUGAAUCAUGAUAUCAACAAAGUACUUAGACACAAAGAUGUUUGUCCGGUUUACAUUUUUACGAAAAUCUGCGCUUGUUUGACGUGAUUUACUUACCGCUUUGGUUAAAGAAAACACUCUUCAAAGCAAGGUAUUUGUUUUAGCCACACAGUAACAAUUUAAAAUCCAAAGUGUACGUUGAAUAUUCUAUUUGAAAGACUGCUAAUAUUUUAUUUCAUUAAGAAUUUAGGAAAAUAUUUAAUAUUUGCAAUAAGCAUAUCAAAAUUUAAAAUGAAAACAGCAGUUGAGGCAAGUUUCUUUCAGUUUUCCAAUUAUUAUUAUUAUCCCUAUGUGAAAAUCUCCCAUACCGUGUAUUAGUCGGUCCUAGACGAAACAUUAUUUUUUUCUUUGAUAUUCUCCUCCGGUUUAUUCUAAUAUAGCGUUUAAAUAACCAGCCUUUUCCAAGUUAAGUCGUGUGUUUAUCUACGAGUCGCACGCUUUGUCAGAGAGACUGGCUUCCGGAUUUGAGUAAAACUGCUCUCAGUUGAAAUCUCGGCGAUGUAUCUCAAUCUCAAUUAUUCAUAGAGUUAAUUACAAACAACGUCAAUAUUAUAGUUUUUCGAUAGAAAAUGAUUCAUAUGCAGGGAACAAAGCUAGACUCUGUCCUCAGUGUUCAGGCGUGUAGUAUCCAGGCGGAAACAAGCAGAAUAAAUCAUACAGUGUCCACUUCGGUAGCAAAAGCGUACCACGAGUUGUAUAAUGAAAUUCCACCCCUCUAUUCAUAUGCCCUCUGCUUUGUAACCUUUCAAAAUGCCCUGUACGUUGUAUCCGAGAUAGAAACACUCGAGACUCGUUACGCCCCCUCCAAGAAAGCCAAUCACAUUUUUACACUCCCUCGCAAUAUCGAGUCACAAGAAUCCAUUCCCACCGGCUAGUUCAAGGAACUGAGAUCCUUUCAAUCAAAUAUCGUUAAUAGGGCAUUAGUCCUUUAUAGUGGGUGGUUAUGUUUAAGUUUUCCUGUAAAUAAACCGUUGUAUUUUUUAGUGUAAAACAUGACAAAGGAGUUGUUGAUCGACAUUCUUUAAGAGCAGGGAAUACUCUUGCCCUCUCACUUGUCUAUUAUUUCUUAGUGUUAGAGGGUGGUCUCAACAGGCACAUUUCAGAGGACAGCGGAAAAGACCCACCCACGUUAAUAUAAAUCGUCUCUAUUUAGGCGAGAUUGGAUGUCGUUUUCUUAACACAAGCGAGUGUCGUUCGUGGAGAUUAAAGAUUGAUUAAGAACCAGACACACAGCGCUACGUGUGGGAUGAAAUAAACAAUCCGGCGUGCACCUAUGACGUCACAGCUGGUCAAAUAUAAAAAGGCAUAAGCCACGGAAACAGUCAAAGCUGAAUCAAAGCGGGAAUAGCAGUGCAAAACAAGGUCCGCUAAGGAUUGGAAUUGUCGAUGGUUUGACAUCAGAAGUCAAGGGCCUUAAGAGAAAAAAUUCACCAAAACAGCUCUAUUGAUGAUCGGUAAGAUCUGAUAAACGUCGGUCUCUUUCGCAAAGUGUAGUUCGUAGAAAAGAUGCUUUAAUUGCACUGAUAUAAGGCAAUUGAGCUGAUAACUGAUCACUUAGAUCGAAAAAAUAAAAAUAGAAACUGACACCGAAACCGAAACAAAGACGAAAGCCGAAACGAGAAUACAAGUUACUGGAUCAGCAAAUUCUAGAAAGAAAAAGUGAUCUUGAGCUUUAAACAAAUAGGCAACAGACAGUUCGGAUACUGAGAUAAAAUACCAAGACCCGCAUUCAUCAUGGAUAGCGGUACAGCUAAUCGAACAUGGACAAGCAGACUUAGCGCAGGUCCCCACAUGUCAACGUUUGUCAAGACGUCACCUAGCAACCAUAGUGGGACCAACCAAUCAGGAAGCUACAGCAAGGAGUUUGUAUAUGGAAUGUGCGCAGGUUACAUAGCCGUCAUGUGCGUCGCUGUCAUUGGUAACGCAAUCGUCAUUGUCACGAUUGUACGUAACACAAGUCUACGGCGCGUGACCACGAACUUGUUCAUCCUGUCUUUAGCAUUCAGUGAUUUGCUGACCGCGUCUUUGGCGAUGCCCUUUGACUUAGAGGCCUUAGCUGGGUCGUUACCAUGGAAACAUGGUCACGUGAUCUGUGAUAUCUGGGCGACCAUGUACCUGAUAGCGGUGCCGACGUCGAUACUGACGCUUCUCGCAGUCGCAGUGGAGCGCUUCAAGACCCUCAAAGAUCCGCUCAAUAAAUUCCGAGAAUCGCACUCUGUGACCCACAGGCGUGCGAUAAUAGCCAUAUUCACACUGUGGGGCUACUCUAUCAUGUUCGCUGUCGUCCCUCUGAUUGGCUGGCGUAGGAGUGACGUCAGCGUGAUUGACGGCCAGUGCAUAUUUAAUAUCACGCAUGUGUACUCCGCCCUGAGCUCCGUGGUAAACUUUCUCUUGCCGGUCAUCUUAACGGCGUAUCUGUAUGUAAGGAUCUUUAUGAUCGCUCACAGACACGCACCAGGAGCAGCGACUCAGCAAAACACAGAUCAUAAGGCGAUGUAUCGUAACAUACGCGCGGCGAGGACAGUCGCUGUCAUCGUCUUCGCAUUCUUCUUGUGUUGGGCUCCCUUUACCGUUCUCAGCGUUACCAUGGCAACCUGCUACACGUGCACGCACGCGGUCUCAAGCGAGCUCUUCUCUGCCUUGCUGUUGCUAGGAUACACCAACUCGGCGCUGAACCCCUUUCUGUACUCCUUCAAGGACAAGAGGUUUCGGGUUACCUGUGUCCGGAUGUUGAGGUCACUGCGCAGCCGCAAGCAGCCGUCACUCAGUCGCGAAGAGCGCGUGGAGCAUGCUGGGAAAUUGGCGGUAAAUGGGCCAAAGGUGUCUGAUGUACUUCCUAACAAUCAGCAGAUUCGACUGACGAACUUCAACGUCAGACUGUAAAACGCCGUAUAGACGAACUAAGUCAGACUGUAUAACACCGUAUAGACGAACUACUACGUCAGGAUAGAAAACGUCGUAUAGACGAACUUCAGACAGUAUAACCCGGUAUAGACGAACUAUUUCAGACUGUAUACCGCCGUAUAGACGAACAACGAAAGGAUGUAUAACGCCGUAUAGACGAGACGAACUAUGUCAGACUAUUUAACGCUGUAAAGAAGAACAACGUCAGGAUGCAUAACGCCGUAUAAACGAACAACGUCAGUGGUCGCUAAUCAAAUGGAUAGAAAAACAUAAAAAACAUUUUUAAUACCCGAAACGGGUUGAGAAUUUUACAAACUGACAUCUAUUUAGACUUCCAACACGCACUGCAAAUGUCUAACCCGGUGCUUUACAUUAAAGAGAUAACUUGUCCUGA
Nematostella vectensis (starlet sea anemone) is the source of this 8546-nucleotide messenger RNA. RefSeq names its product tyramine receptor Ser-2. Gene Ontology annotation, cellular component: membrane; dendrite. The record is from RefSeq and is a predicted model, not a curated record. The transcript is spliced from 7 exons. Gene Ontology annotation, molecular function: G protein-coupled serotonin receptor activity; neurotransmitter receptor activity. Bases 6983 to 8131 code for a protein of 382 amino acids. NCBI's taxonomy places the organism in Eukaryota, Metazoa, Cnidaria, Anthozoa, Actiniaria, Edwardsiidae. Gene Ontology annotation, biological process: chemical synaptic transmission; adenylate cyclase-activating adrenergic receptor signaling pathway; G protein-coupled receptor signaling pathway, coupled to cyclic nucleotide second messenger.